This is a messenger RNA of Tachyglossus aculeatus (Australian echidna), 2865 nucleotides long. It is a transcript of the gene SACK1G, whose product is annotated as family with sequence similarity 83 member G. Gene Ontology annotation, biological process: BMP signaling pathway. Gene Ontology annotation, cellular component: nucleus; cytosol. Lineage: Eukaryota; Metazoa; Chordata; Mammalia; Monotremata; Tachyglossidae. The transcript has 5 exons. The record is from RefSeq and is a predicted model, not a curated record. Bases 1 to 2664 code for a protein of 887 amino acids.
AUGGCCUACUCCCAAGUCCAGUGUCUGGACGACAGCCACGUAAACUGGCGGUCCAACCAGUCCAAGCCAGAGUUCUUCUACAGCGAAGAGCAGAGGCUGGCCCUGGAGGCCUUGGUCUCCCAGGGGCCCGAGGCCUUCUACGAGGUCCUCAAGAAAGAGAACAUCCGGGACUUCCUCUCGGAACUGGAGCUUAAAAAGAUCCUGGAGACCAUCGAGACCUACGACCCGGGCUCGGAGGAUCUCCGCGGGUCGGGGAGCCCCGGGGGUGGGGGCCGGGGCCCCGAGCCCGAGGAGGAGGAGGCCGAGCCGGGAGGGGAGGUCGAGGACUUGGUCCCCUCGUUGGAGUACUGGCCGCAGAAGUCGGACCGCUCCAUCCCGCAGCUGGACAUCGGCUGGCUGGACACCAUCGCCUAUCGGGGGGUCACCCGGGCCAGCGUCUACAUGCAGCCCCCCAUUGACGGCCAGGCCCACAUCAAGGAGGUGGCCAGGAAGAUGAUUAACCAAGCCCAGAAGGUGAUCGCCGUGGUCAUGGACAUGUUCACGGACGUGGACAUCUUCAAGGACCUGCUUGACGCCGGCUUCAAGAGGAAAGUGGCAGUGUACAUCAUCGUGGACGAGGCCAACGUGAAGUACUUCCUGCAGAUGUGUGAGAGGGCGCAGAUGCACCUGGGUCACCUGAAGAAUCUGAGAGUCCGGAGUAUUGGAGGAACUGAGUUCUUCACUCGCUCAGCUACCAAGUUCAAGGGAGCCCUGGCCCAGAAAUUCAUGUUUGUGGAUGGAGACCGGGCGAUGUGUGGCUCCUACAGCUUCACCUGGUCGGCAGCCCGGACCGACAGGAACGUGAUCUCGGUCCUCUCGGGCCAGGUGGUGGAGAUGUUUGACAGGCAGUUUCAGGAGCUGUAUCUCAUGUCCCGUGGGGUCAGCCUGAAGUCCAUCUCCAUGGAGAAAGAGCCCGAGCCGGAGCCCAUCGUCCUGCCCAGCGUGGUCCCCCUGGCACCUUCCGGCACCGUGGCCAAGAAGCUCAUCAACCCCAAGUACGCCUUAGUGAAGGCCAAGAGCGCGGACGAGCUGGCCAAGGCCGCCUCCUCCUCCGAGAAGCAGGAGAACGGCCCCACCAAGCGGCUCAACAACAAGGGCAAGGCGCUGCCCGGCAACCAGCUGGCGGGCGACCUCCUGGAGCCUCCACCCCCAGUCCACCCGGGGCUGCUGAACAUGGAGCGCGCCAACAUGUUCGACUAUCUGCCCACAUGGGUGGAGCCGGACCCCGAGCCCGGCAGCGACAUCCUGGGCUACAUCAACAUCAUCGACCCCAAGGUGUGGAACCCGCAGCCCUCCCAGAUGAACCGCAUCAAGAUCUGCGACUCCUCCCAGGUCGCCUCCACCCAGCACAAGCAGCAGCUGCUGCAGGGCCCGGAGUCCCAGGCCCAGGCCCCGCCGUCCCCCUCCCUGGAGGGGAGCGAGGCCCCGCCCGGCCCGCACAGCCCUUGCUCCUCAGGGAGGGACAAGGCCGAAGCGUCUGCCUCCCCCGUGGGGAGCUGCUCACUCAGGGAUGGCGGGACGGACCACGGAGAGGAGCAGGAGGAAGACGCAAGGCUCAAGACACCAGUCCCCAAGCCCCGGACCGUCCACGUCUCGGACUUUAUCAACCAGUCCAAGACCCUAUGCUUCCGGGCCGGGGGGACCUCCGGCCAAGUCCCCAGCAAUGGCCACCCCAAGCUCCACCGGCAGCUGUCCCUGGCCCAGGAAGACGGCGACCCCACGGCCCCGGGGACCCCCAACGGACUCGACAGGGCGGCGGAGCUGGAGGAGGAGGGGAGGAGAGACGGGGAGGAAGAGGACGAAGAGGAGGAGGAUGACGACUACGUGACCAUCAGCGACCAGGACAGCUUCUCGGGCAGCUCCACCCACAGCCGGCCCCGGCGGUCGGCGGCGUCCUCGGUAUCGGACGAGUACUUCGAGGUGAGAGACCGCUUCUCCGGCCUGCGGAGACGCCACUCGGACCACGUCCCCAAUGGCACGGGCCACGGGCAGCUGCGCAGGAAGCUGAGCGACCCGCACCUGAGCCGGGGGACGUUGGGCAGCCCCCAGUGGAUGCAGAGCUUGAGUAUAGAGGAUGAGUUUGGCAGGAAGAGAAACUGCACCAUACAGGAAAUUAAGCAAAUGUUGGGCAGGGGACUCCCGCUCAACGGCAACGAGGCCUGUUCUAGCCCAGCAGCCCAGCAGGGGCAGCAGUUUUACCACUACGGAGACAAGCGUCCCCCGCCCGGGGGCAGAGACAAGGACAGCUGCCAGCAGUUGGUGAGGAACCCCGGCCUACCCAAGUACCGGCGGGACGGCGCCCACCCGAGCGACGGCCACCAGCAAUCCGCCCAGAAGCCCAGCCCGGCCGCGGCGGGGCAGCGAUACUGGCAGAGUCAGGGUUACACCGGGACCAAGGGCAGGCCCCCCUCCCGCCUCUCGCCAGACAGCGGCCCCCUGAGAGCCGGCAAAAGCCAGCCCCCGGCCGAGAGCAGGACCCUGGACGAGAUGAGGACCCCGUUUGGCAUCCCUUACUCCAAACUGUCGCAGACCAAGUACCUAAAGAACAAGGCGGGAGGAGGCCAGUGGCAAUCCCCCGAUUCCAGGAGGAGGAACCACGGACCCACGAGCCACAAGGACCUGUAGCGACCCCUCCCCUACAGGCAAACGUGCUCUCCCUCCCUCUCUCUCCCACUUUCUCUCUCACUUUCUCUCUCUUUUUCUCAGCGUGCAACUAUUCUAGACCAUGCUGCUUGGAUCGCGGAUGACCACGGGGGGGAUGCAAUCGCGCCGUACAGGGGAAUGGUGGAGGCGGAGGGAGGGUCAGGGCAAGCCGGGGAGAUGUUU